This is a messenger RNA of Caenorhabditis remanei, 354 nucleotides long. RefSeq lists its product as uncharacterized. Lineage: Eukaryota; Metazoa; Nematoda; Chromadorea; Rhabditida; Rhabditidae. The transcript is spliced from 2 exons. The record is from RefSeq and is a predicted model, not a curated record. The coding region runs from base 1 to 354 and encodes 117 amino acids.
AUGCUACCAGUUCUCCGAGUUGCCCUGAUUCUGGCACGGGGAAACGCCUGUGAUACGACGCCUCCGCCUCUCCAUCUCCCCCGACAACGUCUUCGGAAAUCAGAAUUCGAUGAAAGAUAUUCGAUCGACAGCUCUUACCAAAGCCGGUCUCCACGAGUUUCUAUCCCAGCCGACACCCUGUGCACGUCGUCGGUCGUCGGUUUCCAACAUUAUUACCAAAAAACGGGCUCAUCGAAUCAGUUCUUCGACAAGACAUUGAACGACUCAAUGUCGCCUUCAUACUUUGGAAUGGGCGAGAAAGACGUCGGAUGUAUGAUGACUCUCGAUGACAAGAAAAAGUACUUGUAUGACUGA